CACUGACUGUAGCCGGUGUAACGGCUAACCUGCAAGCACGAGAUCGAGCGAGACCUUGGGAACGACCUCUGGUUUCGCAUUACGUUUCCAUCGUCCGUCAUUGACCUUUUCGUCCCGACAAGGAGCCGGAGUUUUUAGUGGUGUUCGAGGAGGCUCCUCCGCGAAGGUGGAAAUAUCUCGUCGGGCCCUGAAGAGAAGAGAACGCUCCCAAGGAAUCAGUUCUCACUUACACCUCUUCUGAGGGAAACAAGAGAUGUUGCGGACUACUGCGAGCCUGCGUAACGACUUGGCGCGUGUCACGCUGAGAAACACUCCGCGAUUAAAUGCCGCCAGAUGCCUAACCACGCGAUGUCUUCACAGAAAACACCUUCAAAGACUUCAGGUCCGGGAUCCCCGUCAUUCCACGGUAACCCCAUGGACCCAGCAACUAAGGUUCUAUGCAGAUUACCCAAGCCAUGUGAAAGUGAAUCUUCCUGCGUUAUCACCUACAAUGGAAGUGGGGACUAUCGUGACUUGGCAGAAGAAGGAAGGUGACCAAUUGAACGAGGGAGAUCUACUAGCCGAAAUCGAAACCGACAAAGCCACUAUGGCUUUUGAGACCCCCGAAGAGGGAUACCUAGCAAAAAUACUCGUACCUGCAGGGACUAAAAACGUUCCCAUAGGCAAAUUAGUCUGUAUUAUCGUGCCCGAUAAGAACAGCGUAGAUGCUUUUAAGGACUAUAAAGAUGAUGGUGUUGCAUCGGCAUCUCCUGCACCGCCAGCCCCAGCUGCACCUGCACCAGCCCCACCUACACCAGCUCCAUCUACACCAGCUCCACCUGCUCCACCUGCUCCACCUGUAGCUGCUGCGCCACCAAAACCUGCUACGGCACCUCCACCUGCGGUUUCUAAAACAGGGGACAGAGUUUAUGCUAGUCCACUGGCAAAAAGAUUAGCUGCAGAAAAAGGCCUCAAUUUAGAGGGUUUGAAAGGUUCGGGGUUGUUCUCCUCGAUCACGACGAAGGACUUGGAGGGUGCUCCAGCUGCUGCAGGUGUUGCAGCCGUUUCUGCUGCAUCUCCAGCUUCCGUAGCUGCUGGGUCAGAUAUUCCGGUCUCCAACAUAAGAGCGGUCAUUGCCAAACGACUACAAGAAAGCAAAUCGACGAUUCCUCAUUACUACCUUACAGUCGACGUGCAGAUGGACGCCGCUCUCAGUAUGCGAGAGCAGUUCAAUAAGUUACUGGAGAAGGAGAAGUUGAAGUUGAGUGUAAACGACAUCAUCAUCAAGGGCAUUGCGAUGGCGUCCAAAAAGGUGCCCGAAGGGAAUUCCGCCUGGCUUGGGGAUGUCAUCAGACAAUACAAUCACGUAGACGUUAGCGUAGCUGUAAGUACAGAUAGUGGCUUGAUAACGCCGAUAGUCUUUGCGGCCGACACAAAGGGUAUUGCCCAAAUCAGCAAAGAAGUGAAGGCCCUGGCUGUAAAGGCGAGGGAGGGUAAGCUACAACCCCAUGAGUUCCAAGGGGGCACCAUCACCGUGUCCAACCUGGGGAUGUUCGGGAUAAAGAACUUCUCCGCCAUCAUAAACCCACCACAGUCGAUAAUUCUUGCGGUGGGAAACACAGAAAAGAGAUUGAUCCCUGCAGACAACGAGAAAGGGUUCACCACUGCACAAUACAUGUCUGUAACGGCAAGUUGUGAUCAUCGCACUGUUGAUGGAGCGGUGGGUGCUCUUUGGCUGGCGGCGUUCAAGAACUUAAUGGAGAACCCAACAACGAUGCUCUUGUAGAAAAGUCUUACGACAGAUCAGAAGGGUUGAUUUCGAAAAUGUCGGGGAACGAUGCAGAUCAGUGUACGUUGUCGUUAAGAAUACAUCUUCCAUUACGCCUCCACAAUUUGUUAAUAUCUCCAUCAGCAGGAGUUGCGUCAUGAUGUCUGAGGCUACCUCUUAACAGAAAAAACAUGUCUGUGUCAGAGUGGAUUUCAUAGUUAAUUGCAUUCUAGUAUACAACUCAUCGGUGGAUGAUAAACUUUGCGAACCGAUACGUAAGUCGAUGUGAAGAGUGUCUAUAGAUAACAGUAGGCAUUAACGUUGCAGAGUGAUGCGUGCUGGUCAUACAUCGAGCCUAGGUGACGACAGGCGUAGAAAUCGCUGAAAUGUGCAUGCCGAUUGCGAACCACGUCUGGAUAGGCAAGCUCGAUCGUAAUGUCCGUUUUGCGACUGCCUUCGAGUAUUCAAAGGAUUGUACAGUUGUUUCAUAUUAACUUUAUCCAAGGCUAGGCUUACAUCCUUACAGUACAAAUCGAGUCGUGCUAUUUUCCUUGGAUAUGCGAAUGUAUUUAUAUCGCGACUACUCCGGUUACGGUUACCUAUGGUAAUCGCUUGUACAUAUGCUAAUUUAACCUGUUAUGGAGGAACCUGUAAUAAAAUUAGAAAUUCUUCCCUGCAAGGGAAAUCGUGGAAAGAUAUAUAAUGUGUAUAGUACCGAUAGGCGAGUUAUGUGUGUGUACAACGAGCGAUUUAUUUAAUAAAUUAUGCCGUGAGGAUAAUUGUA
This is a messenger RNA of Orussus abietinus, 2531 nucleotides long. It is a transcript of the gene muc, whose product is annotated as dihydrolipoyllysine-residue acetyltransferase component of pyruvate dehydrogenase complex, mitochondrial. Gene Ontology annotation, cellular component: pyruvate dehydrogenase complex. NCBI's taxonomy places the organism in Eukaryota, Metazoa, Arthropoda, Insecta, Hymenoptera, Orussidae. Gene Ontology annotation, biological process: pyruvate decarboxylation to acetyl-CoA. Gene Ontology annotation, molecular function: dihydrolipoyllysine-residue acetyltransferase activity. The record is from RefSeq and is a predicted model, not a curated record. The transcript has 6 exons. The coding region runs from base 254 to 1765 and encodes 503 amino acids.